This is a messenger RNA of Bacidia gigantensis, 525 nucleotides long. RefSeq lists its product as uncharacterized. The record is from RefSeq and is a predicted model, not a curated record. NCBI's taxonomy places the organism in Eukaryota, Fungi, Ascomycota, Lecanoromycetes, Lecanorales, Ramalinaceae. The transcript has a single exon. The coding region runs from base 1 to 525 and encodes 174 amino acids.
AUGCUGUUCGUCAUCUCACUGAUACAAACCUAUCUCUUCCAAAUCGCACAUACAUCCUUAAUAACUACAGGCCUGAAUCACACAGCCAUCUCGCGAUACAGCAUACCAACAAACAAGCAGCCAAACUGCGAGGCUUUCCGCCCCGGCCCAGACACGCAUACCGUACCCGUUACCGAAUCUGACUGCAAGGACGCAAUAAACACGAUAGCUCUCGACUUCCCAGGACCAGAUCCAAUUGCUUUUUACACCGCCGGUCGUACGCCCCGAGAAUGGCGGCAAGCCAUGGUGCCGUAUGACAAAACCAUGGGAACGUGUGGAAUCGUCAUCGACCUAGUCGACGAGGCUCCAAUCAAGCUUAUCAGACCAGUGGACUUGGUGAGCGCGCUCGAGGGCGUGCAGAAUGCUUGUGUUGUCAAUGUGACGGCGUCGAUGGGUGGAGGCACCUUUCAGGAUGAUGAUGGUGGUAGUACGGUUUUCGUGGGGUUGUUUCCUAGCAGCUCAUAUUCGAGCCUGACUACCUCAUGA